This is a messenger RNA of Terrapene triunguis (Three-toed box turtle), 420 nucleotides long. RefSeq names its product voltage-dependent L-type calcium channel subunit beta-3-like. Gene Ontology annotation, biological process: regulation of voltage-gated calcium channel activity; calcium ion transmembrane transport; neuromuscular junction development. The annotation marks the transcript as partial. The transcript has 5 exons. Lineage: Eukaryota; Metazoa; Chordata; Testudines; Emydidae. Gene Ontology annotation, cellular component: voltage-gated calcium channel complex. Gene Ontology annotation, molecular function: protein binding; high voltage-gated calcium channel activity. The record is from RefSeq and is a predicted model, not a curated record.
AUGUAUGACGACUCCUAUAUCCAUGGCUUUGAGGACUCCGAGGUGGGCUCAGCCGAUUCCUACACCAGCCGGCCGUCGCUGGACUCAGACGUGUCCCUGGAGGAGGAGCGCGAGACGGCCCAGCACGAGGUGGAGAACCAGGCACAACAGCAGCUGGAGAGGGCCAAGCACAAGCCGGUAGCGUUUGCCGUACGCACCAAUGUCAGCUACUGCGGGGCCCUGGAUGAGGAGUGCCCGGUGCAGGGCUCCGCCAUCAACUUCGAAGCCAAAGACUUCCUGCACAUCAAGGAGAAAUACAGCAAUGACUGGUGGAUCGGGCGGCUAGUGAAGGAGGGGGGGGACGUCGCUUUCAUCCCCAGUCCCCAGCGGCUGGAGGCCAUGCGGCUGAAGCAGGAGCAGAAAGCCAGGAGAUCUGGCAAC